Molecule: messenger RNA, 1869 nt
Organism: Metarhizium brunneum ARSEF 3297
Lineage: Eukaryota; Fungi; Ascomycota; Sordariomycetes; Hypocreales; Clavicipitaceae
Gene: sfc1
Product: Transcription factor tau subunit
Biological process (GO): transcription initiation at RNA polymerase III promoter
Cellular component (GO): transcription factor TFIIIC complex
Molecular function (GO): RNA polymerase III type 1 promoter sequence-specific DNA binding; RNA polymerase III type 2 promoter sequence-specific DNA binding
Source: RefSeq, a predicted model, not a curated record
AUGGAACCACUCUCAGAUAACGAGAUGGCUGGUCCAUCAACAAUAAGGUCGCUGUCGGAUCACCAACCAGAAGAAGAGGGAGCACCACGGUUUCGCAUACCGCCGCGGGACCUGGCCGCUGUGGAAAUACCCGCCGUUGUGGAAAACAUUGAUCGGGCGGUCAAGGCCUUUGGGAGAGUCCCGUCUCUAGAACACCUCAUGGACCCUUUGAGGAACUCAGUGCCGUUGUAUCUGAACCCAGAAAGCCCCUUUUGCAAGCCUAUCAUGUCUCAUAGCGCCGCAUCGCACAACGUGGUUCUCAAGCUCACUGUUCCCAAGAGAACGGGCCGCAGACGGAGACGAGGAAGUAACGGCCCGUGGCAGGGAGAUGUAAAUUUCUCAGAUGCGCCUGGAGCCAAUGGCAAGGAAAAAGUGCAAUCGAUUGCGCGACUGGAUGAGCCCAAAGUUCUUCGGAGAAAGCUUCAAGACAACGCUGGAAGAUAUCAAGUCGAAGCGGUUGGUACUAUCAAACAUACGCAUCGGUUCCGUGCUUUAGCCGACUUUUACUGGGAUAUGAAUCGAUCAGAGUUUGCUCAGAGAUAUGCUGAGCAGGUUUUGCCAGGAGAUGUUCAAAAAUUGAAAGAGUUCACCCUUCAAAGUGGAACAGAUCGUCCCCCCAAUGUUGACAUCAUUCCUCCGCCCAUCUUCACGCACAUGAGUUUGCCAUUCAACUACUUCUACUCGCAGAAUCCGUACGUCCGCACGACUGAGGACGGCGGCACAAUCAAUUUGACUGCAGUCAAGCAGGUAGGGUAUUUUAUUAGUGCAGAAGACCCGGCUCCAGACGGGCCGCAGGUGCCGCCAGAUAUGACGGAUCCCAGAAUGAUCGAGGUCCUAGCUCAACUAGAAGACGCCUUCCAACAUCGCCCUCUGUGGACUCGUCGGUCUUUGCUCAAUCACUUGCGAGGCAAGCUCCAGAGCUGGAACGAAUUGAAAAAAUAUCUCAACUACGCAGCGUAUCAGUUCAAAGGCGGCCCAUGGAGAGAUAGUGUGGUUCCCUACGGCACCGACCCUAGGACCGAUCCCAAGUAUCGCAUCUAUCAGACGCUUAUGUUCAAGCUUAAGAAGCACAAACGUACGAUCAAGCACCAGCCGUGGCAGUCACUUCGCAAGACGCAGAUUGGUGAAUCACAGAAUACACCCAGCAUGGAAGCAGACAGUCACAUCUUCGACGGAAAGUCAUAUCACACGGACGGCAAGGUAUGGCAGGUCUGUGAUAUUACCGAUUCUCUACUGAAAGAAUUACUCGACAACGCGGCCGUACGCCCUCAGUGCGACGUCGUGAAUAGUGGCUGGUACCACGGUGGCUUGUGGGCAAAGGUCAAGGCAAUAAUGAAGACUAAACUGGUAGCUAUCCGGUUUGGAAGGCACUUAACAAAGGAAGACUUUGCACAGACAUUGGAAUUUGGUGAUGCAACUCCGAUCCGUACUGUGUCAAAUACAUUCCACCUUCCCUUGCCGAAUUUACAUCUUACGACAGAGGAGCACACUGUCCUCCACGGGAGGGGGCCAUUAAAAAAGAAGAGUACAGGAUAUAAUGUUCGGUUCCGAGACAUUGGGAAGAGUCCAAGCGUGGCUCAUGAGAUAUCUCCUGCUCCGUUUAUCGAUAGCAGUGUAAUUGGCACAGAUAGAAUGGAGUCUGAUGAUGAAGAUUCUGGCAGUGAACGAGAUGAUGACGAUGAUGAAGAUGACGACGACGAUGGAUCAGAGAAUGAGGAGUACCCUGACACUGGAUAUUAUAACCAUAUGGAACAGUACGGGGACCACCAGUAUGGUGAUGGGGAUGCUGAAAUGGACAUGGGCCGUUCGGCGUAUCCCGAGUUAGAUUAG